CGCCCCGCCCCUUCCGGCGGCGCUUCCGUCCCGGCGCCGGGCGGUGCAGCAUGGGGGUCACCUGCGUGGCGCAGGUGCCGGUGGCGGAGGGGAAGAGCGUGCAGCAGACGGUGGAAAUCCUGACGCGGAAGCUGGAGCUGCUGGGGGCCGAGAAGCAGGGCACCUUCUGCGUGGACUGCGAGACCUACCACACCGCCGCCUCCACCAUCAGCAGCCAAGGGCAGACAGGCAAGCUGAUGUACGUGAUGCACAACUCUGAAUAUCCCCUCAGCUGCUUUGCUCUCUUUGAAAACGGUCCCUGCCUCAUAGCAGAUGCCAACUUUGAUAUCCUUAUGGUGAAGUUGAAAGGCUUCUUUCAAAAUGCCAAGGCGAACAAGAUAGAGAGCCGGGGCACCCGCUACCAGUACUGUGACUUCUUGGUGAAGGUGGGCACGGUUACAAUGGGGCCCAGUGCCCGCGGGAUAUCUGUGGAGGUGGAGUACUGUCCCUGCGUGAUAGCCAACGACUGCUGGAGCCUGCUCAUCGAGUUCAUGCAGAGCUUCAUGGGGAACCACACUCCCGGCAUCCCGUCCGUGUUUGGCACCAAGCACGACAGCAUCUACAGCCCAGCGGACACGAUGGUUCAGUACAUGGAGCUGUUCAACAAGAUCCGCAAGCAGCAGCAGGUGCCUGUAGCGGGGAUCAGAUGAAAGGACUCCCUGGAGCCCGGUUUAGAGUGAUUGCAUCCUCUCGUCUGCCUGCCCGUCUGCAUCAGGAGUUCUCCAAAAAGCGGCACUGGAAGCAGCCUGAGGUUGUUUUUUUUUUAUUUUUUUCUUCUCGAUCUCUUUCCCCUGUUUCAAAGCAAAGGUCUGGAACGCUAUGCGUAUUUCUUGUUGUCCCUCGUGGUUUUGAGUGUGUCUGGGAUCAGGCCUGUGGUUCUGGUGGUUCUUUGUACAGUGCUUCGUGCAGGGGAUUACUGUUCGUUGGCAGAAGGGAAAAGGAGAAAUUCCAGCCAAAUGCAUGCAAGGGCAGAGUUUCCUUGACUGCAGACAGCUACGUGAGAGAUUUUUUUAAUUUUUAUUUUUCUAGAUAUCCACGUGAAAGUGUCUUGUUAUUUUUCAUCAAAAUAAAAAGCUGUAUUUUGUGAGGAGAUGGAGUCUUUCUGCACAGCCAGUGUUGUGCUGUUUUGUAUUGUUUAUUUACAGCUUUUGAAAUUUUCUGUUGCAUGGAGACAACUCUUCAGCAGAGUUUUAUCUUUGAUUUGAUUCAAGAGCUUUAUACUCCUGAAGCAAACUAAUUUCCCUGUGGCAAAAUCUACAGGAAUUCUUGCAUUCCUAUUAUGGGUACGUUCUUAGCUUGCCUUCAUCUUUUAUAUCUGAUGGGAGUAUUAAAAUCUUCUACCUCUCAGAUGAUACUGUUGAAGCCUCGUGAUAAAUAAAUAAAUAAGCCUGGCAGGAGCCCUCUCAUGCAUUGAAAGAGAAUCCCAACCGCUUUAUCUCAUUGUUUGAAAGGUAGGUAAUAAAUGUCCUAUCCCUGCACACCAUUUCUCAUUUGAGAAAUCCUGGUGACUUCAGCAGAUUACUGGAGUAAGGAAGGAUUUGGGGAAUAAGAGCCAAAAAUUUUUUAUAAGACUUAACGAUACGGUAUCACUUGAAUAUAUUUUUUUUUAGUGGUGAUUUAUUUUUACAGCAGGAAAACCAGGGACAUUAGAUCCCUUUUGAGCUAUCCGUCCCCUUGGUUUUACUUGUUCGGUAUCUAUCUGGCUUGUGGCUGUCAUUUUUUUCUUCUCCUCCCUGCUCCACCCCCUGCUUGGUCUCAGAAAACGCGGAAACACCCUUGUUCAGCCACCAACCUUUGCGCUGAACUUCCUUUAUGGUUCCCGGGAGACUGUGUGUGUAGCAGGGUUCCAGCUCUGCAGCCCAUGUCCUGGACGUAAAGGACAGUUGUAGAGAAUGUCUAAGGAUGGUUUUAGGAGGGGAGAUUUUUAUGACGGACAGCGGGUUCCUUGUGAAAAAGCAGCGUGCAUCUUGCUUGCGGGAAAUAUUGUUGGUUCCUUGCCGAUACAUGGGUCCUGAAGAGUCUGAAGAGCAAGUAAAACAGAAAUAGAUUUCUCUGAAAUAGGUUCUUCCUUCUGAAGCAGUGGAGGGGGGAAAGAAGCUGGUUUGUUACUUGAUUUCCUGACUGGUAGAAAACUAGUUAUUUAGAUAUGACUUCUCUGUGAUGAUCAUUUAUACCUGUAAACCCAAUUAACUGUUAGAGUGCCUAGAGCUUUUAGUGCGGGCUCUUAAUAAAUUUAAUCAGCACUGGGUCCAGAAAGAUCUGGUUAAUGAGCCAUAAUAAAUGGCAUAAUGUACCAUAAGUGUGUUACAAAUUCCAACAUGCUGAAUAUAUGGAAUUUUUGCAACUCUUAGCUCAAGUUCAUGACAUGUGCACUGACUUCAGUGGGACUAUUAAUUUUCAGUAAGAAUCUGACCUGCGUUUCACGUAGUUAAGCGUGGCUGGGAAAACUUGGGAAAACUAACUGUAGCCUUUGUAGGGAUAGUUAUUUCUGUCCUGUUUCCCAUUUUAAGUCUUAAGGUUAAAAAAAAAAACAAACCAACACAAAAAACAAACCCCAAACCUUUUAAUGAUCAGAUUAGUCAUGCUGAAUGUUCCUAAUGCUUUAUUAAUUCCCAAAAGAUGUGUUCUGUAACCAGAGAUGUCAGAACUCUGGUCACAUGUCUUAAAAACAUAAAAUGUGUGCGGGAAUCUCUGGGGACUUCUGUGCUCUUAUUAAUACAUUGUACUGUUCCUAGAGUAAUAAAAUGGGACCCCUUGAGCUACAUUCUGCC
Molecule: messenger RNA, 2810 nt
Organism: Grus americana (Whooping crane)
Lineage: Eukaryota; Metazoa; Chordata; Aves; Gruiformes; Gruidae
Gene: MED20
Product: mediator complex subunit 20
Exons: 4
Coding region: 51-689 (212 amino acids)
Biological process (GO): regulation of transcription by RNA polymerase II
Cellular component (GO): mediator complex
Molecular function (GO): transcription coactivator activity
Source: RefSeq, a predicted model, not a curated record